Messenger RNA from Rhagoletis zephyria (snowberry fruit fly), 1668 nucleotides. RefSeq lists its product as uncharacterized. The record is from RefSeq and is a predicted model, not a curated record. Lineage: Eukaryota; Metazoa; Arthropoda; Insecta; Diptera; Tephritidae.
AUGUCUACGAAAAAUCGCGAAACUCGCGUGCAUAUUGUGUCCACGCCAUUGAAUUUGCCCCUUUUUCUAUCCGAAAGAACCAGCUUCAGACAUGAUAACCGACACACCAUACCGAGCUAUAUUAAGAAGAAGCGGCAAUUCUUUACAAAGCACUGCAUUGAAGAUAAAGACAUCGAAACAAGAAACGAGCGAGAUCUAAAAAACCGCGUCGGUAUUUAUUCGCCUCGCGUAGAGCCCUGUACCGAUUUGCACAUAACAAAAAUGUCACGCGAUUUGGCGAAAGAUAAGCCCUGGCAAUUGCCUCCCAACACCUAUGAUAUCUCGAAAGAACCCUAUGGUAGUAAACGUGGCUACCUCGGUUCCUAUUGGCGAAAAAUACCGCAAAAGAUGGAAAAUAUAUACGAGUUAAGAUCGAAACCGGAAGGCCCUUCUAAUGAAGGUCAAUGGAGAUUUUAUGAAUUGCCGCGCGACACCGAACGUUUUCUAUCGCCUGCAAAUAAACACAAAGGCAUUUUCUUGACGAAUGCACGAGAUAGACGCGCUACGGCACGUUGCAUGAUAUCUAAUCCCUCAAUGAUCUAUCGCAAUCCUUCGGAGCCAUCUCCUGCACACUACGAUCCCUUGUUGCAUGAACUUGCCUAUAAUGUUUCACCCCAAACUCAACAGGAAUUUCCAAAUCCACAUAUAUUUCUACCACACACCUGCGUACCCGAGAAGCCCAUGUCCCACAUACGCCGACAUACUAGCUUCGAGCCAGCGGUGGGUCGUUACGAAGUGCGCUACCCCAAGCAUUGUCCUUGUGGCAAAAAAAAUCUAACUCCCGGCUUGCGUUUAAUUAUCGAGCGUGAAAAACGUUUAAAAUUCCGUCGACUGCCUUAUAGAAAGAUCAAUGUAAACCGGCAUUGCAGCCCCGACUGGGAUCAUGUCAUCGGGGGCGGUCAUCGCCAUCUCUUUCAGACCAAAGGCAAAGCCAGAGUGCCUACGAGAAAAAAGACGCCAGAAAGGCGUGUCAGAUCACUUUUAAUGUUUCCAGAUUCCAAGUACAUCAACAUGAUUAAUUCACCGCACAGGGAGUAUUUAUCCAUACGACCGGGCGGCAUGCCUACAGCGCCAAUGCAAAUACGUUUCAACUGCAUCUCCAAGCGCGUGAUAAGGCGACAGCUGCGCAUCAACAAAAAGAUUGUGUUCAACAGUGGCAGCGAAAGAUUUCCCGAUCUUGAUAUUCGUCCAGUGAUGUUUACUGCUACGCAGUUGGAGAGGCUUAAGCAAAGUUUGCCCCCCGAACGCCAAUUGCGUGACUAUCCGGUGAUGCGGAAGCGCUUGAGUGAAAUCACAUCUCAACUUCAUAAGACGCCCGCUCACAUGAAACCAGCCUAUGAGCCGAAAUUACGCAAGCGGCUUUUCAAGUUUCAACCUUUGCCUGAACCGAAGGUGUUGGUUUCCGAGAAAGAGUUGCUCCCCAGCACCAUGUUAAGCCCUGAGCUAAAGUUUUUCUAUGGUAAGCCUGUUAAUCCAUAUGAUUUUAUGAAAGGUGGCGUAUUAAAGGCAGCCUCCCUUGUGAGGGAAAGAACAUCCAGUCGAACGCUAAGUCAAACCCAGAGUCUAACUACCAGUCGUGCUCCAAGUAGUGUUACUAUUAAUGGGCCUGAGGAUAUACCAGAAAUGUAG